AGCAUUAAGCUUGAGACCUGGGCCCCUAAAUCAUGGGCUAAUGUCCUCGUCCCAAGUCUUCCCCCUUUCUCUUUCCUUUCUCCCUUCCACUGUAUCAAAAAUAAAACAAGUAGAAGCUAGAAAGAAUAGAAGAAGAUAGCACCAAAUCGAAGCAGCAAACUGACAAUAACCCGGAAUCAAUUCAACCGUAAAUCCAAAGUAAUCAUAAUCCUUCUCAUUAAACAACUCAUUAGCCUUCUUAAACGCCCCACCAAAUCAACCUACCGAAAAAGAAAAAGAAAAAAAAAAUUCCUCUUAUAUUUCCAGAGCUUCUUUCUUCUCUGUCUCUCUCUAGCAGGAGCUUCAAGAGACAGACCAACAAAAAAAAAAUGAAGCUUUCUGCGUUGCAGCAGAGCUACAUCAACCGUCGAAGCAACAGCUUCAGAUCAUCAGGACCGUUGGAUUCAUCUUCCGACAGCGCCAUUAAGUCGCCAGCAGCCAUUUUCUGGCUGAUCCUCCACGGUCUCUGUUGCUUAAUCAGCUUAGUCCUCGGAUUCCGCUUUUCUCGCUUGGUCUUUUUCUUUUUGUUCUCCACUUCCUCCACCAACUUCUACACGUCACCGUUUCGCUCCACCGCCGAACUCGCCAAAACCCUAGAUGUCCACUCCGUUCUGUCCACCAACCCCGUGACGAACCCCGACUUACUGUUGCUCAACAAGACGGCGACGAAUUCGAGAGUGGUUGUGGGGCGGCACGGGAUCCGGAUCAGGCCAUGGCCGCACCCGAACCCGAUUGAGGUCAUGAAGGCUCACCGGAUCAUCGAAAGAGUUCAAAAAGAGCAGAGGCUACAAUUCGGUGUGAAGGAUCCCAGGACAGUUAUCGUGGUAACGCCGACAUAUGUACGGACAUUCCAAGCGCUGCAUUUGACCGGUGUGAUGCACUCGCUAAUGCUGGUUCCAUACAAUCUGGUUUGGAUCGUGGUGGAAGCCGGCGGGGUCAGCAACGAAACGGCAUCAUCUAAUUCUUUUGCUGAUUGCAUUUUCAAUACAUUGUCGAAUUAUGAUGCGCCGGUGCUUGGAUUUAUCAAAAACAAUUGCGUUUCGAUUUUGAGAUGUUGA
Molecule: messenger RNA, 1097 nt
Organism: Theobroma umbraticum
Lineage: Eukaryota; Viridiplantae; Streptophyta; Magnoliopsida; Malvales; Malvaceae
Gene: IRX14-L
Product: Nucleotide-diphospho-sugar transferases superfamily protein
Biological process (GO): glucuronoxylan biosynthetic process; plant-type secondary cell wall biogenesis
Cellular component (GO): Golgi membrane
Molecular function (GO): xylosyltransferase activity; galactosylgalactosylxylosylprotein 3-beta-glucuronosyltransferase activity
Source: RefSeq, a predicted model, not a curated record